Messenger RNA from Contarinia nasturtii (swede midge), 1242 nucleotides. RefSeq names its product sugar transporter SWEET1-like. NCBI's taxonomy places the organism in Eukaryota, Metazoa, Arthropoda, Insecta, Diptera, Cecidomyiidae. Gene Ontology annotation, cellular component: membrane. The record is from RefSeq and is a predicted model, not a curated record. The coding region runs from base 306 to 1025 and encodes 239 amino acids. The transcript is spliced from 4 exons. Gene Ontology annotation, biological process: carbohydrate transport. Gene Ontology annotation, molecular function: sugar transmembrane transporter activity.
AAUUAUGUGAGAAAAGAUUGAGCAACAAGUAAACGAUUUAGCAAUCUGUUGGGCAAUGAUUCUGCAGAAAGUGCCUGCAGUGUUUGCGUAGUUGAAGGUCUUUCGUUGGCAUUGAAGUACAAACUACUGCGGUAUUUACGUAACAUGACACUAUUGAAUUUAUAGGAAUAGGGAAUACAUUUUCCCAACUAUUCGAAUGAUUAGUUCAGUGUUUGGGCUGUGUUAAGCGAAGCUGUUCAAACUAUACACCAUUUCUCAGUUUGAUUUCCGAUUGAUUCAACAUAUCUUAGUUUCAGUAACUAAAAAUGGAGUCCUUUGCAGUUUUAUUGGAACCUUAUAAGGAUUUGAUAAGUAGUUCAGCCGCAAUUGUAACAUAUUUACAUCAACUAAGUGGCUUAGCCAUUUGUAAUGACAUUCGCAAACAAAAGUCAACCGUUGGAUUCUCAAUCCUACCAUUUUUAGCGGGAACUGUCAUUUCUGUUUUGGUUUUACGCUUCGGAGCAAUAUUAAAUGAUACAACAACCGUUCAUGUAAAUCUGAUUGGAACCGCGCUUAACUUGAGUUACGUUUGCUAUUAUUUCUGGUAUACGAACAAUAUUAAAGACAAAACAUUGGCAUGGGCUCAAAUCGGUUACGCGUCCGCAUUUGUGGCUGCAGUCUUCGCCUACACCUACGUUGAAAAUCAAAAAGACCUUCCAUUUCGUUAUGGAUUGAUUUUAACGGCUGUAUUAUUCUACUUUGUGGGCUCUCCAAUGCUUCAUUUGGGUGAAAUAAUUCGCAACAAGAGUACUGCUGGUAUGCCGUUUCCAAUCAUAUUAUCGGGAACACUGAUUUCGUUUUUGUGGUUCUUGUAUGGUGUCGUGACGCGUGAAUAUUUUGUCAUUUUUCAAAAUGCAGUAAUCUUUUUGAUGAGUGCUGUGCAAUUGUCUUUGUUUGCCGUAUAUGGUUUCCCUAAACCAACACACAAAUCAAAAAAGAGCGGUAGCCCAGCAAACAUUAAUAACAAUGACAAAAAGAAAAAUUAGUUAAACUUUGUUUUUCUUUUAUUAUACUCUGCAAUACUAUGCUUUAUCCACACUUGUUAUAACAAAAAAAUGAAUGUGAUCAAAUGUGAUGUGCAAUAUUGGCAAAUUGUUAUUGACAAUAAGAAGACCCUCAUACACUUUUAUCAAAAGAAUUGUUAUCUUCAUGAAAUGUUAUGCAAUAAAGAAUUUAAAUAAAUUACAGUUUUUGAUAUUUCAA